GAGCGGGAACGAGAAGAGAGGGAACGAGAAGAGAGAGAGGGAACGAGAAGAGAGAGGGGGAACGAGAAGAGAGAGAGAGUGAGAGAGAGAGGAGGAUGAGUGUGUACACUCUGAACCUGCGGGUGUUCUGGCCUCUGUUGACCUGUGUGUUGACAUGUCUGGUUUUCCACCAUCACAUAACCCACUGGCUAAGCCCAGAAUCAGGCCCAGAAUCAGGCCCCGAUCCUGGGUACGAGGCUGGGACAGAGCCCUGCUCUGACCAGGGCCCUCCUGUCUUUUUCUCACUCAUCAAACUACUGCUGGCCUGUGUCCUCUGCUACCUCUUCAUAAGGUACUGCUCCACCCACCCAGGGGGGCCCCAGAGGGUGCCUCUCGAGGCCGCUGACGGGGCUCUGAAAUCGGGUUGGUCUCGUCGAGAGGUCCUGGAGGACUACUACGAGCGCUGGGUGCGUCUGUCUCCUCACGUCCUGGGGCACAGCAAGGCCCACGUGGCCAAACUGGUCGGGGAGCUGGUCAGAGCCGGACGUGCCACUGGAGGUAUCCCAGAGUCCUCUCUGGCGUUCCGGGGAGACUUCCUGCAGGUGGGCAGUUCAUACGAGGAGCACAAGGUGGGCGCUCCAGACUACUAUGACAUCCUGGUACCUCUGAAGAUACCCCGAGAACUCAGACUGGAGCCACGAGUAUACAGGGGGGAGAGGAGGGGGGAGGAGAAGAAGGAUGAGAGAGGAGAGGAGAAGGGGGAGGGCAAGAGGGAUGUGAGGGGGGAGGGGAAAAAAGAGAAGGGGGACAAGAGAGCUGAGGAAAAUAACAAGAGGGUGGAGGUUAUAGAGAAUAGGAGAAAGUCAGGGAAGGGGGAGGGCAAGGAGGAUGUGAGGGAGCAGAGGGGGGAGGUUAAAGAGAAUAGGAGAAAGUCAGGGAAUAGGGAGGGCAAGGAGGAUGUGAGGGAGCAGAGGGGGGAGGUUAAAGAGAAUAGGAGAAAGUCAGGGAAGGGGGAGGGCAAGGAGGAUGUGAGGGAGCAGAUGGGGGAGGUUAAAGAGAACGGGAGGAGGUCGGGGAAGGGGGAGGGCAAGGAGGAUGUGAGGGGGGAGAGGGGGGAGGUUAAAGAGAAAGGGAGGAGGUCGGGGAAGGGGAACAUGAUGAGGGUAAGAAGCAAUAAAGUGAAAGUCUUGAAGGACGACAGCAAGGUGGAGGAGCAGACAGAGGUCCAAGAAGAAGGGAAGGAAGUCUUGAAGGACGAGGUGAAGGAAGAGAUGAAAGGGGAAAGCUCAGAGGACGGUGGGUGGAGCGGCGUGCCGCGGUGCAGUCUAGAGACGCCUCGCCGUGGGGACUGGCUACGAAAACACCGCAACUUCACUGACACCUUUUUACGAAUGCACCCUUCUCGGGGGUUGCCCGAAAGGUCAUCGAGCUCAUUGUCAGGGGUCACGGCAGUGUCAGGAGAAGGAGGAGGAGGAGGGGGCGGAGUCUAUCGCCUGACCCCGGACUCCGUCCUCCGUUGGUUCUACCCGGCGGUCCAGCGUUGCCUAGCAACCGUGCGCUACCCUUUCGAGCAGCGCUGUACGCUGAGUCUGGCACUCGCCGACGACCGUGUGCAGCUCCGCCUCACACCGCGUUCCGACUACGUCUGCUGUCACAUCUCCAUGGCAAUACGGCUCCUCCCUGCCAUCCCCCUCGGAGACGGGAUCUACCUGGUUCCCAUGGAAACGACGGCCUCAGCGGCGAUGUCAAAUACAGACCAGCACCAGAACCAGCAGAGCGAUGAGAGGGACCUGUGGACUUUGUUCUUCCCCCGCCAGGAGCAGCGUCUGCUGGGCUGGCUCCGUGGCCGCUCACCACAGCCCUCCUGCCACCUCAAGGUGCUCCAGCUGACCAAGGCCCUGCGUGACCUGGGUGGCCAGGCACUGGACAGCCACCGGGGGGCGCUCUGGAGGUCAGUCCUCUCCUCCUACACGCUGAAGACGGCCUGGCUGCGUCUGCUACUCAGCUCUCCUGCAGAGGCCUGGGAGGAUCGCCACCUGGUGGCCAGGAUGGAGGAGCUGGUCCGCAGCCUGAGGGAGAGCCUCCAGAACCGGGCUCUGGAUCACCUCUUCCUGGGGAGCGACAGCAGCUCCAUCUUACCUGACUCUGUGGCUCUACCUAAGUUGGUCAAGGAGGCGGUGGGAGCUCCAGUGGGGGGUCCAGUGGAAGGUUCAGGGGGAUGUUUGGGGGUUCGACGGGGAACCUCUGGGCAGGUGUGGACCCAGCCUCGUUGGACCUAGUGUCUGGCCGGUUGGCGUAUGCCUGGAGCCAUCUCCACCGGCUGAUCAGGUUGGGCCGACCCCAGAGGAGUAGCUUGGGGCUGGGAAGGGCAGGCAACAUAAACUGCCAGCAUCUGCAACCUGGAGAAUAACACACUUAAAAGGAUUACAGGUGAAAACAGACAGAUACAUAGACAGACGGGAUGGAGGAAACACCAGGCUCCAGGUGAAAACAGACAGAUACACAGACAGAUGGGAUGGAGGAAACACCAGGCUACAGGUGAAAACAGACAGAUACAUAGACAGACGGGAUGGAUGAAACACCAGGCUACUUGGACAUCCAAUGGUUGUACAGGAGCUACUGGUCUAGAAUAAAAUGAAAGCCUAAAACCGUGAUGGGAUGUUCUCUGAGUCAUCCCUCUUAACCAGUCACGAAUGGAAAUUAUAGGGAAUGUGUGAAUUUGUAAUUUAUGAAUUUGUAAUUUAUGAAUUUGUAAUUUAUGAAUUUGUAAUUUAUGAAUUUGUAAUGAAUACAUGUGGAAUUUUUCCCUGGUACCUAAUGAAUGAGGUUUCAUUCAUAACCAGAGUGAUUGUAUGUCUGCUUCUGUCUGUGUCCCUAUUGGAACCCUAUUCCGUAUUUAGUGCACUACUUUCCCAUAGGACUCUGGUCCAAAGUAGUGCACUAGGCAAUAGGGUGCCUUUUGGGAUGCACUUCUGUGUUCUGUGCUGUAUGUAUUAUCAGGCAAUGUAACAGCAGGGUACACUCCCAGUUCAGAGACAGACAGUAUAACAGCAGGGUACACUCCCAGUUCAGGGACAGACAGUAUAACAGCAGGGUACACUCCCAGUUCAGAGACAGACAGUGUA
Oncorhynchus kisutch (coho salmon) is the source of this 3104-nucleotide messenger RNA. Its product is annotated as inositol 1,4,5-trisphosphate receptor-interacting protein-like 2. The record is from RefSeq and is a predicted model, not a curated record. Lineage: Eukaryota; Metazoa; Chordata; Actinopteri; Salmoniformes; Salmonidae.